Messenger RNA from Bombus impatiens (common eastern bumble bee), 1826 nucleotides. RefSeq names its product integrator complex subunit 14 (gene IntS14). The transcript is spliced from 6 exons. NCBI's taxonomy places the organism in Eukaryota, Metazoa, Arthropoda, Insecta, Hymenoptera, Apidae. Bases 169 to 1695 code for a protein of 508 amino acids. Gene Ontology annotation, cellular component: integrator complex. Gene Ontology annotation, biological process: snRNA 3'-end processing. The record is from RefSeq and is a predicted model, not a curated record.
UGUGCGGUGUACACACACACAUAUGUAUAGACAACGUUUGAAAGUUCUAACCUAAAAUUUUCGAAUAAUGACUACGUUAUUUUUUAGCUGAUAAAUAUCGAAAGAAAUGCGGAUAAAUAUUGUGUUGAUAUAAAGGAAAUUAAAACUUUUGUUUAGUAAUAUAUAAAGAUGCCAACAGUUAUAGCACUAGAUGUGUCUUUAUCAAUGAGGCGUCCUAUAUUAGGAAGCGGAUCUGGUGAAAAUAAUCAAAUUGAACAAUUAACAAGACAUAACUUAGCUGUACAUGGCAUAAAUGCAUUAUUACAUUAUUUGCAAGCAAACUCAAAAUUAGAAUUUGUGGCUUUAGUUGUGUUUUCCUCAUUGUACGAAGUUAUUUGCCCAUUCACUCGUGAUUAUGAUAGCAUACGUUCAAAAUUACAAAAUAUCGAAGAAUGUGACAAGACUUGUAUUGAAACUGCUCUUCAUGGUGUUAAUAAUGUUAUUAUGGCAGAAUGGGGUAAUACUACUGCUUGUCAAGUAGUGUUAAUCACUGAUGGUAAUCCUGGAGUAGGACCGAUGUCUUUAGGUGAUUCUUUGAAUUCCUUAAAUGUAACAAGAGAUGUAAAUCCAUUUCCACUACCUUUUCCUUAUCCAGGAAAAUUAAGCGUUAUAUGCCUUGCAUCACAACAAGAUGCUGGUUUACACGCUGGUUUACCACUGUACCAACGUUUAGUUGAUCUUGCUGGUGGUGAUAGCGUAGUAUUAGUGCCUGAAGCUCCACUUUCAAAACAUUCGGUCACAACUUGUUUUCAGAAAUUAUCAGAAGCUAAUUAUGUGUCUUUUCAAGGAUAUUUGAAGUGUGGAAAUUUGGGUUCUCGCAUUCUUCUUUCACCAGCACCUAUGCCAUACACUAAGAAGACAGAUUUUGAAUUAACAUCUGGGUUAAUGAUAUCAAAAACCAUAGAAAUUUGUGGAUUUAUAUCGGUAGCAGAUGUUGGUAGUCCUAGUGCUAUAUCUAGACAUUUAGUGUUACCAUUAGCCACAGAAAAGAGUCCAAGCAUGCAAGGAAUAUCUUUAGAAGAAGAUUCGGAUACGGAUGAGAAUGGAGAUGAAGGAAAAGUACCAUCCUUUUGCGUGUUAUUACAUGGAGCACUAAAGGUUGAAAAUAUGGUAGCUCUCUGUUUGUUAAACAGUGAAUGGUAUGGAUUUAUAUAUUCAUGGGCAGAUACAAAAAAAAAGUCAAAUUUAAUGUUAACAGUAUUAGAACCAGGUUUAGAUGUUGUGCCUUGGUUAGGUAAUUUCAGCAAUUUAGGUCCUAUUGAUGCAGCUAAAGGUACUGCUGUUAGUUUUCCAGUUAGGCCAAAUGACAAAAGGAGUUAUACUCAAAGUGGACCUUCUUGGAUUCGUCAAGGCGGGUUACAGUCAGAUAUUCAGAAAAUUUUAAGGCAUGCAAGAAAGUUACCUGAGAAAACUCAAAACUUCUAUAAGGAGGUGAAUCGAUUACGUAAAGCUGCAUCAUCAAUGGGAUUUAUAGAACUUCUAGAAGCAGUGGCUUGCAUUUUAGAACGAGAGUGUACAUUAUUACCUCCAAAUCUUAAUCCUGACUGUACAAUCCAAAUGGGUCAUGUAGCUUCAUUGAUAAGGAAACCAGAGUUUCUAGAGCUUAGAUACAAUAUACCACCAGCACGUACUAGAUUUCAACAUGGAGGAUCGUAGAUGAAGUAACAACAUAUCUGUGACAUAUAUAUAUAUAUAUAUAUUUAUAUAAAAUAACAAUCAUUUUUUUACAUUAAGAAUAAGUUUAGUAUUUUAAAUAGUGAUUUAUUAAAUACUUUGGAGAUACACAC